Nothobranchius furzeri (turquoise killifish) is the source of this 3663-nucleotide messenger RNA. It is a transcript of the gene tax1bp1a, whose product is annotated as Tax1 (human T-cell leukemia virus type I) binding protein 1a. The record is from RefSeq and is a predicted model, not a curated record. Lineage: Eukaryota; Metazoa; Chordata; Actinopteri; Cyprinodontiformes; Nothobranchiidae.
UUGUGGUCGGAAACAGUCACUCGGUUGUCAGCAUCACUUGGUACUGCUCAGCAUCCCGGAAGUGGAGCAUCCUCAUCUCAUUGCGGAGCAUUCGCAUCACCGUCAGAGCUCAGAGCCUCUCAGGAGUGGAAAACAUCGAUUCAAACAGAAAGAAAUGAAACAUUAUUCACUAUCGGCGAUGACUUGAGGAGGCAGGUGAAGUGACCACCAGGGUGCCAUGUCAUCCUUCCAGGUGGUGGAUUCAUCGCCCGGCAGCAGCGUCAGCAUCAUGGAGACAUCCAACUUUGCCCAUGUCAUUUUCCAGGAUGUGGGGAAGAGCUUCCUGCCCCAGGCUCCUCUAGAGUGCCGUUACACCAUGACCCCUUACAUCACCCCCCACCCCAAAGACUGGGUGGGCAUUUUUAAGGUGGGCUGGAGCACAGCCAGGGAUUACUACACCUUCCUCUGGUCUCCUAUGCCAGAAAGCUAUGAACCUGGAACUACUGUUCACAGAACAGUGGUGUUUCAAGGUUACUACGUUCCCAAGUCUGACGGGGAGUUUUACCAGUUCUGUUACGUUACUCACACGGGUGACAUCAGAGGAGCUAGCACGCCGUUCCAGUUCAGGUCGGCCACGCCCACAGAGGAGCUGCUGACUGUGGCUGAAGACGACAGCAGCUCAGACAUACUGGUCGUCACCACCAAGACCGGUUUACUGGAGCGUGUGGAGGAGGCACAGCAGGAGCGGAGGGAGCUGCUGAAGGCCAUGCGCCUCCUGCAGGAGGAGAAGCAGCAGCUGCAAGAAGAGCAGAAGCAACUGGUCAGGGAGCGGGAGCAGGAGAGGGAGACGUGUUGUCUCCUGAGGACACACAACCAGGAGCUGCUGCGAUCCUCGCAGGGACUGUCUGAGGAGAGGGAAGACAUACGAAGGAAGCUGACCGAGGCCAAAGACCGGAUCCGGCAGCUGGAGGAGGACCUGCUGGGGGUCACCCAGAGAGGUCUGCAGAAGGAGACGGAGCUGGACUGUCUUCGUGACCGCCUGAAGAAGCUGACCGCAGAGCGAGACGGUCUGGAGAGCCAGCUGAAGAACGAGAAGGAUGAGCGAGACCUGUACAAGGCUCACCUGCGCAGCACCGAGCUGGAGAACACCAAGCUGAGCGCGGAGCUGCAGAUGCUGAAGGCGGUGGAGCUGAACAGGGAGGUGACCAUCGCUCAGUUCCAGGAGGAGCUGGACAGGCUGAGAGUCUGCAAGGCCCAGAGGGACGGCCUGGAGAAGGAGCUGAUGGUGCACAGAGCAGACAAGGCGGAACUGGGUCGGGUUCACGAGCAGCUCCGUCAGACUGAGGAGCAGCUCCAGGCGUCCCGGCAGCAGGCCUGCCUACUGGCCUCAGAGCUGCGUGACUCCACCAGCACCCGCGACCACACCAUGUCAGAGCUGUACCACGCCCGCGUGGAGGCCGACGAGCUCCGCGUCAGCCUGGCUGAUGCUCAGGCUGAGUGCCGGCGCAUGGAGAGCCAGCUGGACCGCAUGAGGAGCACCUCUCACAAGGAGGUGGGAGUUGCAACAGGCGGGGAGGUGGCACCCAGCGUGGUGGUGGUGUCAGAGGCCGAGGCCGAGCUGCAGAGGGAGGUGGAGGAGCUGAAGCUGCGCCUCCACAUGGCUGCUGAGCAUUAUAAGGAGAAAUACCGGGAGUGUCAGCGGCUCCGUAGGCAGGUGGCCAAGCUCAACACUGCUGAUUCACAGGCAGACUCAAAGAGGAACGUUUCCACAGAGACGACGCAGGAGCCUCCCGCGUCUGUUCCAGAGUCUCCUAGAAAAGUUCUCCCAGAAGCUGCCGUCGCCUCUGUGCUGCCCACGUCCGCCGAUGCUUACGCCAGCACGGAGAUGCAGGAAAGGCAGGAGGACAGCUCAAAGGCUGGGAGUGAAACCAAACCCAAGAAAAAGGAGGAGAAGGAGAACCUCCCUGAGGAAAGCCUGAGGAUGGCGAGCUGGGUGGAGGUGGGCACGGAGAGGCUGAGCGCCGGGGAGAACUCUGAGGCAGAAACCAGGCAGACAGCAGAGCGGGUGAGUGACGGAGUGGAGGAGGAGGAGAGGCAGAUGACUCUGGAGGGGGAGGGGAGGAGCACCAAGGAGGCAGAAACGGAGCAGACGCGCUCGGUGGAGGCAGAGCUGGCCACGAUGGAGGAGAAAUGGAGGGAGCAGUGCGCCUUCAACGAGACGCUUAAACAGCAGCUGGCUGGCGAGGAGGAGCGACUCAGAGUGCAGAUGGCGGAGCGAACCAGUGAGGUGACUGAACUGAAACGUCACCUGGCCCAGGCUCUGAAGGACAAGCAGCAGCUGCAGGAGGAGCUGCAGCGUUUCCUGUUCCGGCAGAGGGAGAUGGAGGCACACGGUGCCGAGGUCAGACAGCCCAUGUUGCUGCGCUACCCCCUGCCCUACCCCCAGAAUCCCUCCCCACCUCCUCUCGUGCCCCAGAGGCCGGCCGAGCUGCAGUAUGGGAACCCUUACUCCACCGAGGCGCCCAGAGAUCGUGUCGAUGUCACGCUGUCUCCAGAUCAGAUUUCCCACCCUUCAUCCGAGGCUUCGCCUUGCACCCUUCCCUGUGCACCCCCGCUGUCACCACCCAGCCCCGGUCCAGGAGCACCGGGCUGGGCCCGGGAGGUGGUCUGCAUCCAGCCGGCCCGCAGCUCAUCUCCCCCCGAGAACAUCGAGCAUCCACCAGAGGCCCAGAAAGUGAGUGAUGGAGCCCGACCGUCGUGUGAUCAUCAGUCCAGCGGGUGCGGCGACGCCCGGAGAAGUUUCUGUUUUGACUCCAGCAGCGACAUUCACAAGCGCUGCCCGCUGUGCGAGGUCAUCUUCCCUCCCCACUUUGAGCAGCGCAGCUUCGAGCAGCACGUGGAGAGCCACUGGAAGGUGUGCCCCGUCUGCUCCGAGCAGUUCCCUCUCAACUGUCAGCAGCAGCUCUUCGAGAGGCACGUCCUCACGCACUUCGACGGCCACGUGCUGAACUUUGAGCAGAUGGAGUAAGGACAGGGCCUGAGUUGUGACGUCGGUUUAGUUUCCGUGGUACGAACAGUCACUGGCACCUUUUUUAUCUGAAGGAGACGGGAGGUAGUGCUGGCAGGAGGAGGAAAGAGACGCGGAGUGGAGCUAUUUGAAGGAGUGACCAUUGUUUUGAUCUUUAAGCACCUUUUCCAGUGCAUGUGGGUGAAACGAUGUUUUCUUGUAGCUGCAGCUUUAAACACGGAUGUAAGUGAAGCAGCUGUAGCCGGUCGGGUCGGCUCCAUGUUCCCAUGCAUCUGCUGCACCGAACAAGGCUUUACCCUGAAUGUACGCUACAGACGUGCUGCAGACACCUGUGAGUCGCUGUUGUAGACCUGUCUCCCAUCGUUACCGCCCUCGUGUUUGAAUCAAGACGGGUCACUUCCUGUUGUGCACUUUUUUGUCUGUCUGGGCAGAACGGCCGUGCAUCAGAUACGGACACCAACUCUGACACACCUGUAUUUUUUUAUUAGAAAAGUAGAACUGUGAACUCGUAGCUUGGUCUGUGGGCCCCUCUGGACCGUCUCGACUGCUUCGUCUUUAUUUAAGCGUUAAGACCCCCCCCCCACCCAUGUGAGAAUGUCAGACGUGUAAACGUCUCGCAGAGAUCUUUAUGAAUAAAUCCAGCUCGUUAAAAUCAA